This is a messenger RNA of Pseudopodoces humilis (Tibetan ground-tit), 4221 nucleotides long. It is a transcript of the gene FAM185A, whose product is annotated as family with sequence similarity 185 member A. The record is from RefSeq and is a predicted model, not a curated record. Lineage: Eukaryota; Metazoa; Chordata; Aves; Passeriformes; Paridae.
AUGUCAGACCCACAUUCAAACCAUAGAAGUCAUAAUGUGAGUAAAUUAGCAAACAGCAAUGUUCACACGCAAAUCAUUGCAGAAUCCAAGCAGGCCCGUGGGCAGGGCUGUAGUUCCUUCCGCGCGCUGCAGAACUACGGCUCCCAAGAAGCUCCGCGGCGGAGCUACCGCCUGUUUACCGGCCGUGCCGGUGCCGCUCCCCGCGUGCAGCUGCGCCACGUGACCGGCCGGGGGGUCACGGCCGCCCGCCUGCCAGGAGCGGCCUUAUCCCGUCCGUCCCGUCCCGGGCGCUCCGACCCCGCGGCGGCAAUGAGAGCGCUGCGCUGGGCGGCCCUGGCUGUGCGAGCGGCGGGCGGGAGGUGGGCGCCGCCCGUCCCCCGCCGCGGUCGCAGCGGCCCCGGUCCGCCCCCGCCGCGGGAGUGGGCGCUGUCGGUGAGCCCGCGGGGGCGGCUGCGAGUGCGGCUGCCGUGCCAGGUGAGCAUCCGCCCCCUGGACCCGCAGCGCUGCCCGGGCGCGGACCGGCUGCUGGUGGCCGUGAGCGGCGGCAGCCCCGGGCGUGGCGGGCGGGAGCGGCAGCCGGUGCGGGUGGAACACGACGAGGCGCUGGGACAGGUGGCCAUCGUGGCGGACGGCCUGGACAGCAAGACCGCCGUGGACGUCCGGACGCCGGUGAAGUUCGAUUUGGAUAUCAAAACAUCAGGGACUGGCUGCGUGAAGAUUCAGAAAAUAGUAUGUGAUAGCUGCAAAAUAGAAACAGAGAAGGGGACUAGUGUCUUGCAGUCAAUAAAGAGCCAUAAAAUUGAUAUACGGACAAACGGUGGCAAAGUAAUUGGUCUUGGAACACUUUAUGGAAAUACAGAUAUUUGUGCAACAGAAAAGGGGAGUGUAAAUAUAGAAAAGCUGCAGGGGACAACCAUCAAUAUAUCUACUGAAGAUGGGCUGCUGAAAACGAAGUAUCUCUAUGCAGAAUCAGCAUCUCUCUCUUCAGAAUCUGGUGAUAUUAUGCUGGGAAGUGUUCAUGGUAAUACCAACCUUCAGACCAAAACAGGGAGUAUCACAGUAGAUUCAUCAGAUGGAAGUCUAAAAGCUUCUACGUAUCAUGGGACAAUCGAUGUUUAUGUCAGUCAAUUAAGAAAAGUGGAUCUGAAAUCCCAGAAAGGUUCAAUUACCGUCAAGGUACCUGCGUCUCUCAAAGCUUAUUUAGAGCUGUCUGGAAGAAAAGUGGAUGUGAGCUCAGAGAUCCAGUUAAAAGAAACACAGAGUGCCUCCAAAGACGAUCAUGUAACUCUAAGUGGUCACAUGAAUCAAAGGGAUGAAACAGACAAAUGGAUUAAGGCUGACACACAAAAUGGCAAAGUGUGUCUUAAAAGCCAAAGCUGGAUCCAAUCUGUCAAGCUGAAGAGUUCUUGAAGGUGAAAUAGGCCAAAGAGAUUAAAUCAAGAAUCUACAAAGGAACAUUUUUGUAAAAUUAUGAAACUUUUUGGAUGAAUAUUCUUAAUAUAAAAGAGAAGCUAUUAAAAUGAGAACAUUUUAACUCAAGAUUUGCCUGUGACAGUGCUGGUGCUAAACAGUCUGGUUUACUUUUAGUGCCUUUUAGGAAUUAGAUGAUCUUACAUAAUCAGAAUUUAUAUAACUUGACCCACUUAGCAUAUCAGUUUAAAAGCUGGUAGCUUUCAAACAAAAGUUUGGAAUUGUCAUUUAAAAAUAAAAAAGACAUUUUCAGCACUUCCAAGACGACAUGCUUUGCAAGAUCUGUUUUACUUUUAAUUUACAUGUCUUAAUACUGUGGGAAUUCUGCUGGUUUAUGCAAAAGGCAGAGAAUUUUCUUCAACCAAAUGCUGUCAUGGAUAGGAAAAAGUCACUUUCAGUGUAGUUCUUCUGUGGUCUUCUCAUUUGAUGUUUGAACCUGGAGCAGUUUCUGCCCGGGUGAUGGAUACUCUGUAAAAAUACUUCUUUGAAAUGGCAGAACUUGUUCCGUGUCAUCCUGAACCUCUGGUUUGUGGAUAGAAAGAAGAACUGAAGCUCUGUCUGCCGCUGCUCAUCUGUGAAGAAAAGCUUUUAAAAUAAAUGGAAGUCCAAUGGAUCUGGCUGCUUUCAAGGAGGAACACUCCUCCAACUGGACUUCGGUGGGGAGUCCACAUGAGCAUUUCCCUGAAGGAAAAGCUGCCAUAGAGGGGAAGCGUUGCCCUGGUGACUGAGAACUGGAAUCUUUGUUUGUAGGGACUUGGAGCCCUGUCCUGCAAAGCUGCCAGGCACCUCUUGGAGGCAGGAAGGCAGAGGAGGGAGGUGAGGGGAGCAGCUAGACCUGCACAAGGGCAGGCCUGAUUUUUGUGGAUGGUUCUGCGUUAUAUGUGUAUUACACAUAUAACACAUUCCAUGUAAUAUAAGCACACAGUAAAGUAAAUGGAGCUUUUAAAAGCCUUUCCAUACCUCUCUAUGGCACCUUAUAAAAGCAGUAGUGAAAUGCAUGGUUUAGGCUGACAUAUAAGAAUCCCUGCCAGCUAAGGGGAUGGCAAGGAGCAGGAAAGAAUUCAGACUGUCAGCUCAGGCUUUAAGUUUUGUAUAUAUGUGUAUGUACUUUCGGUCAUAAUGGUACAUUAUGAAAUUACCUCUCCUUUGCCACAGGAUUCCCCAGGAGCUAUAAUUGCCCCUGGCUAAUGGAUUUCAAGAGUCAAGGGCAGCAUGUCUGCUGUAAUUCAGAAUGGUUAAAAACUCCACUUCCUGUUUACUGUUGUGUAUACUGUUUGUUGAGAUGAGGUGGGCACUGAGGCAUAUGGCAAAUUAUGUGUAUUUUUAAUAUAAACACUAAUAUAUAAAACAUUUCUAAUAGUAUUACUAAAGGUAUUAGAAUAUUAUUAGAUAUGAGUUACUAUAAUUUUGAAAGUCACAAAAUUAAUAAAUUAUAAUUGUUUUGGAUAUCCACAAAAAUGGUUGAAAGUAAUGAUUUCUAUGCCCUGCUGCAGCCAAAGUGAAAAAAGCACCUCAAGAUUCACACCACGUGAAAACAUCAAAAUAUUCUAGUAGGUACUUCACAAGAUUGAAUCCUUUUAAUGGUCCCAUUAUUCACCUGAAAUACAAAGCCUGUCAGCCUCUGAGAUUAAGGUUCUGGUUUUUGGGACUGCUGCAUCAGCAAUUUAAGGCAGAACACAGUAAGAAAACAUGUUAUUUGUUCCAUAUUCAAAAGAAAGCAAACUCAGGCUUUGAAUUCAUUAAUUUUCUAAAUGUAGCAGGAGUUAAAUGGCAGGAUUGUUAGUUACUUGUUUAAAGUUUAAAUCAGCCAGAAGAAAAAUUGUGUUUACCACUAAAGCUACUGAUUAUAUUCAUUCCAAGCUAAUACAUGUUGAGACCAGGUAGAAUGUUAAUAUAAAGGUCAACAAUGAGUUGAAGGACAAAUUCUUGGGAGUUUCUCCAAAGGCAUUGAACAAUGUCUUGUUCCACUAAAAUGAGGUUAAACUGUAUUUUUCUCUAGACAAGGGAAGAUCAGUAGGUUAUCAGCAAUUAGAAUUUGAAUGGUAAAUCCCCCGUGUGCUCAUAUAUCUUUUCUGUCUGAUAAGAAGUCAUUCUUGUAACUGGAGCAUUUAUACUUUAACACUUUUUUCAUCUGUGCUCCCUUUAAUUUGGUUCUUCUGCUCUGGCAGCUGACAGCCAGCCCACAGUUCAGACCUGCAGACACGAACAUCAGCUUGUUUAGACAGUUGGACUCAGCCCAAGAGGCUUUUAUGAGAAUGAGGGCUCUGGGUGCACAAGUGACUGUUGAGAAGUGGAGAACUGUGCUUGAAUAUAUGGGUGUAGUUGUGUAUUAAAGAAUCUGCAGUCACUACCUACUCACUGCUCUCAAUUUCUCAAGAAGGCUGUACUUGAUGAGUACCAGCCACAUCAAGUGUGAAGUUCGCUGGGGAGUCAGAGUGUUUAUGUCCUGGAGAGGACCUCCAUGGCAAACAAGAACCACAAACACAUGCAAAUUUAUUCAUUGCUUACUCUGCAUGGGACUACAAAAACUUUCAUUAUUGAAAGAUGAAGACAGCUUGAAUCAACAUCUGAGAGUUAGCAGUGCUGUCUGAGUGCAGCUGUCUUGCUUGAAGGCAUUCAUACUCCUGUGAGAAAGAUUUGCUAUGCUUCCUUACUAAUGCAACAAAUGGCCUUUUAUUAAAGUGUGAUUAGUUUUAAGAAAAAAUAACACAGUGGUCUUUUUAUGCUCUGGAAUAAAACCCUUGAAUUGUA